Arthroderma uncinatum is the source of this 1548-nucleotide messenger RNA. RefSeq lists its product as uncharacterized. Lineage: Eukaryota; Fungi; Ascomycota; Eurotiomycetes; Onygenales; Arthrodermataceae. The record is from RefSeq and is a predicted model, not a curated record. The coding region runs from base 1 to 1548 and encodes 515 amino acids. The transcript is spliced from 2 exons. Gene Ontology annotation, molecular function: oxidoreductase activity.
AUGUCGGGAAGUACGAAUCCCAAUCAACGCGCAGACAAUGGCAGCGGUAGUGAUGCAUCGCGCACAUCGAUAGCGGUCAUCGGCAGCGGUAUGGCGGGUCUGGUGACUGCGUACCUGCUGCAGCGCGAUGAGAACCAUAGCCGGAAAUUUGAUAUUGAAGUCUUUGAAUCGCAAGAAACAUUAUCUCUAGACUCGGCGUCUGUGACCAUUGAAUCAAAGGAUGGAGGGGCCGCACAGCACAUCAAUCAGCCUAUGCGCGACUUCGAUGAAGGCUUCUAUCCGAACCUGAAGCGCAUGUAUGAUUAUCUCGGCAUCCAAUGUGAUCCGAAGAAGUUCCUCUUCAGCUUCUCAUAUAUGCCCAAGGCGGACCCGGGGGACCCAUCUGCGCAAGACCACGAAGAAGCAGCUGCUCAGGCCAAAGUGUCAUUCGUCCAUUCUUCAAAUAAUCACCAGCUCCCUCCCAUCCGCCCAGAAGGGUUAAGCUUAUGGUCAUGGAUUGGAGAGAUAAUAUAUCUCGCCUUCUUUUUCGCAUGGUUCAUCGUCGCUUGUUUCUGGAUAAACCCAGGUAAAGGACAUCGGAAACCCUCGACUAUGGAUCAGGAUUACCCGGAAUCACUAGAGGAGUACUUCCGCCGCAUCCAUCUUCCAACAUACUUUGUAGACCGAUACAUCAUACCCUCGUUUUCCAGCAUGUCAACAUGCUCGCACCGUGAGAUGCUCUCCUUUCCAGCCAAUGACAUAGUGCAGUACAUCCGGCGCACCUACGGCGCACCGCAUUAUCUUGUACGCGCUGGAAUUCGAGAAGUCGAACGCACCCUCUCCAAGGGUCUAAACAUCCGGCUCGGAGCACGAGUCACCUCUGUCCGUCAGGCUGGUACUUCAGUCAUGGUAUGCUGGGAAUCGACGUCUUCCGCGUCUGAGCUGGCAGGUGAGAAAAUCCCGCCCAUGUCAAGCUGCCAGAGGACAUUUGACCACGUAAUUCUCGCUAUACCGCCAAAUGCAGUGGGAGCAAUCUUCGAACCUCUCCGCGCAGAAACAUCCGUAAUACCCACGACAUCCGUUGAGGCAUUCAUCCACACCGACUAUUCUACCAUUCCAUGUAUCCGCUCGUCACCAUCACCAUCAGCAGAAGUAGGAACGGCUUCAAACGCAGAAAGCCAAUGGAUCCAUCUUCGGUCCACGCCUGAAUCAACAGAAUCCAUCCAUCAACAUCCUUCGUCAUACAUAAUAACAAACUCUCCCCUGACACCUAUUGAGCCUGGCAAGAUCGUCCAUCGCGCGUAUUUCACACGAACGCUACGCACACCACAGAGUAGAGACAUAGUUAAUCGUAUCUUUGAUAAGACAAGCUCCAUCUCUGAGGAGGAGAAAUCGGGGGAACACGAAUCACGGAAGAAACAGCCUGUUCAAUGGCGGAACGGGGAUGGGAACGUGUGGCUCGUCGGUAGUUGGUGCUGGGAUGGGAUGGUCCUAUUAGAGGGUUGCAUUGUAUCCGCCAUGCGUGUUGCCGAUGAAUUUGGUGUCAUGGUUCCCUGGGCUAAAAGCUGA